AUGUGAGGGAACGACGACUGCAGCAGAGAGCAAGCAAGACGUAUCCGCCGCUGCAGUAUGGCGCUUCAAGCCAAAAGGAAGCGAAUAAGUCACUCUAAUUCACAAGCUAGAGCUUCCACUAGCCAAGCGGACCCCUUUUCCGAUGGCGAUGGUGUCCGUGAGAGAUUUGUGGAAGGGUCUAUACGUCGAAUAAAAAUGCAAAACUUUCUCACGUAUGACCUGGCAGAGGUUUACCCAGGGCCCAACCUCAACAUGAUUGUUGGUGCUAACGGAACGGGCAAAUCCAGCAUCGUUUGCGCCAUCUGCCUUGGUCUGGCUGGAAAAACCGCUAUCCUGGGCCGAGGAGACAAGGUUGGCCUGUAUGUGAAGAGAGGUUGCUCGAGGGGCAUGGUAGAGAUAGAGCUGUAUAGGACUGCUGGUAACCUGGUCAUCCAGAGAGAUAUAAAUGUGGACAGUAACCAGUCAGUGUGGCAGCUAAACGGUCGCCCUUCCAACCAGAAGCAGGUGGAGGAGGAGGUGAGGGCUCUACGGAUUCAGGUGGGCAACCUGUGCCAGUUCCUGCCUCAGGAAAAGGUGGGUGAGUUUGCUAAAAUGAGUAAGCCGGAGCUGCUGGAGGCAACAGAGAAGUCAGUGGGUCCUCCAGAGAUGUACAACUUCCACUGUGAGCUGAAGAGCUUCCGCAACAAGGAGAGGGAUCUGGAGAAUGUUUGUAAGGAGAAGGCGAGCUUCCUGAAGAAGGCCAUGCAGAGGAAUGAGCGGAACAAGCAUGACGUGGAGCGCUACCAGAAGAAGAAGAGACACCUGGAGCUCAUCCAGCUGCUGGAAAAGAAGAAGCCCUGGGUGGAGUACGAGGAGGCUCGUAAGGAGCUGGAGCAGGUGAAGAAAGAGCGGGAGGAGGUGCGCAAGAGCCUAAAGGAGCUGAAGGAGCAGCGAGCACCUAUGCUCAGAAAGAUCCAGAGCAUCGACAACCGCCUGCAGCCUACCCACGACCAGAUCAAAGAGAUGACUGCAAACAUCCGAGAGGCAACUCAGAAAUGCAAACAGAAGCAGGACCAGCUGGAUAAUAAGAACAAACAGAUCGAGGACAUUAAGCAGUCCCUGAGCCUGAAGCAGGCGGAGGAGGCUGAUCGUCAGAAGCGCAUGGCGAACACGCGCCACCUUAUCGCCGACCUGCAGGCCCAGCUGGAGCGCUGCGGUGACCAUGACGACCUGGGGCCACGCCUGGACGAGCUGCAUGGCCAGCUGAGGUCCAAUCAGGAGGAGCGGGGCAAAGUCGAGUCGGAGCGUGCAGAUCUGCGCAGGCAGAGGGACCGAGACAUGGCUGAACUCAGACUACUGCAGAACCGUAUGCGCAGUCUUGAGGACAUGCUGAAUCGUAAGGAGGAGAAACUUCGCAGCCGCUUUACAGAUACCCAUAAGGCUUUGCUGUGGCUGAGGCAGAACAAACAGCUCUUCAAAGGGAAUGCAUACGAGCCUAUGAUGCUGGAGAUCCGAGUCCGUGAUGCUCGUCAUUCUAAGUACAUUGAGAGCCACAUUCCGGUGAAUGACCUGCGAGCCUUCGUCUUCCAGAAGCAGGAGGACAUGGAGAGAUUCAUGGUGGAGGUUAAAAUAAGCGGUCAUUCCCACACACACACACACACAUACACAAAUCCAUACACACAGUCUACUGCUUUGAACCUUACUAUGUGUGCGUGUUCUCAGGUGCGUGAUUCUCAGAACCUGCGUGUAAAUGCAGUCAUCGCACCUCCGGACUCUCAUGCUUCAAAACCUGCCAGCAGACCUCUGGACUCCCUCAAGCGCUUUGGCUUCUUCUCCUACCUGCGGGAGCUGUUUGAUGCACCAGAUGAGAUCAUGAGCUACCUGUGCUACCAGUAUCGCGUCAACGAAGUUCCUGUCGGAACAGAGCAGACCAAGAACAUGAUUGAAACGGUGAUCAGGGAGUCCCAGCUGAGGAUGAUCUACACUGCAGAUGAGAAGUACACGGUGAAGAAGUCGUCGUACUCCAGUAAGACCAUCUCCAGCAACUCCGCCCUCCGACCGCCACAGUUCCUUACAGUCACCAUCGACGCCGAGGAGAAACGCCAGCUGGAGGAGCAGCUCAGGGUUGUGGAGGCGCGCGUGAAGGACAUCGACGCUCAGAUGGCCGCUCUACAGGAGCGGCAGGUGCGGCUGGAUCAGCGGGACAACGAGCUCAGAGCUCAGAAGAAAGAGCUAUCUGACCUUAAGGGCAAGAGGAGGCAGCUUGAACAGAAGAUCAGCACCAAGCAGGACAGCCUAAAGCAGAUGGAGCAGAGUGCAGUGGACCUGCAGAGGGUGGAGCAGGACAGCCAGCAGAAGGUCUGUGCCGUCCACACCCAGAAGGUCGCCAUCGCCGCCGAGUUUGUUCAACACAUGAAGCGGCGUGCGACCCUGAGCAGAGAGAAGGUGUGUUUGUCUCUGGAGACGGUGGCUCUGACUGCAGAGAAAAACCAACUGGAGACGGACUGCAGAGAGGGAUCAACAGAGCUCCGAGCGUUGGAGCAAAGAUGUGCUGAUCUGGACCGACGGAAGGCGUCUCUGUUGAGCACAUGUAAGAGCCUGAUGCAGCGCGCCAGUGAGAAAUGCAACAUGAGGCCGGGAGAGGUGGCUGUACCCCCAGAACUACACGACGUGUUCAGUAUGCUGCCGAACACCCUGGAGGACAUUGAGGCGAUGUUGAAUGAGGAAAGAACCCGUGCUGAGCUCUUCACCGGCAUCAGUGAAACGGUUGUGGAGGAAUACAAUCGGAGGGAGCAGGAGAUAAAAAAUCUGGAGAAGGAACUGGAGGAGAAGAAGAACGCUCUGGACACCUACAGGCAGAACAUCUCUGAGGUGAAGGAGAGGUGGUUGAACCCCCUCAGGCAGCUGGUGGAGCGCAUUAAUGAGAAGUUCAGUGAGUUCUUCAGGUCCAUGCAGUGUGCUGGAGAAGUGGACCUGCACUCUGAGAAUGAGGAGGAGUAUGAUAAGUAUGGGAUCCGUAUCCGGGUGAAAUUCCGGAACAGCACCCAGCUGCAUGAGCUGACGCCCCAUCACCAGAGCGGGGGUGAGAGGAGUGUGUCCACCAUGCUCUACCUGAUGGCCCUGCAGGAACUCAACCUGUGUCCCUUCAGGGUGGUGGACGAGAUCAACCAGGGCAUGGACCCGGUGAACGAGAGGAGAGUGUUUGACAUUGUGGUCAGGACGGCAUGCAAGGGGACCACCUCACAGUACUUCUUCAUUACACCAAAGCUCCUCCAGAAUCUGCAGUACGCCGAUGAGAUGAUGGUCCUGUGUGUGCAUAACGGAACUCACAUGCUGCCGCCCAGUGACUGGAGCAGCCAGGCCUUCCUCCGCCGACGUGCCCGCCAGAAGCCCAGUCACCAUGGAAACUGAGGGUCGGCCCGCUGCAGCUGGACCUGGGUCGGUUCUGACUCAAGUCCUGUUCUGUUCCAAAGUGUUUACUCUGCUCAUCAGAAAGUGCCUUAAUGCACCUGCUACAGUCCCUGUUCCUAUUUCUGUGUUUUGUUUGUGUGUGUGUGUGUGAGAGGAUGGGCUUUCACUUGAAGCUGUUAAGACUGAGACAGUUUGUCUAGCUGUUCCGAAUCAUUUGUGUCUAGAAAUCAAAAUAAAAUGUUAGUUUUGAAAUGA
Molecule: messenger RNA, 3645 nt
Organism: Alosa alosa (allis shad)
Lineage: Eukaryota; Metazoa; Chordata; Actinopteri; Clupeiformes; Clupeidae
Gene: smc5
Product: structural maintenance of chromosomes 5
Exons: 23
Coding region: 58-3390 (1110 amino acids)
Biological process (GO): double-strand break repair via homologous recombination
Cellular component (GO): Smc5-Smc6 complex
Molecular function (GO): ATP binding; ATP hydrolysis activity
Source: RefSeq, a predicted model, not a curated record